Messenger RNA from Caenorhabditis elegans, 150 nucleotides. RefSeq lists its product as uncharacterized. The transcript has a single exon. The record is from RefSeq and is marked reviewed. Lineage: Eukaryota; Metazoa; Nematoda; Chromadorea; Rhabditida; Rhabditidae. The coding region runs from base 1 to 150 and encodes 49 amino acids.
AUGCAUCAACUUGUACAACAAGAUGAAAAAAAAACUCCAUUUUAUCAAACAUCAGCAGCCGACAAGUUCAAGGUCAACUUCAACACUAAGAAAAUCCAAAAAAUCGGGCAAGAGAGAGAUGAUAACUACCUAUGUGUGACGUCACUUUAA